Pseudomyrmex gracilis is the source of this 1163-nucleotide messenger RNA. It is a transcript of the gene mRpL2, whose product is annotated as 39S ribosomal protein L2, mitochondrial. Lineage: Eukaryota; Metazoa; Arthropoda; Insecta; Hymenoptera; Formicidae. Gene Ontology annotation, molecular function: structural constituent of ribosome; RNA binding. The record is from RefSeq and is a predicted model, not a curated record. The transcript has 2 exons. The coding region runs from base 39 to 944 and encodes 301 amino acids. Gene Ontology annotation, biological process: cytoplasmic translation. Gene Ontology annotation, cellular component: ribosome.
UCGCGAAACUGCUUGCAACUGAUGGUGUUUUGGUCAAGAUGUCUGCCGCGGCAUUGACACGUCGUGUUCUCGGUCAACAAAUAAGCAAUUUCAUUAAUUUAACAACUUCAGUGCUAUCUCAAAUACCAAAAAGAUAUAGAUUUAAGUUUGUGAAAUUACCUCCAACUGGCAAUGGUAAAUCUUUUCGAAGAAUUGUUCAUUUCAAGGAUGAGUACACAGUACAACCAUUGAAUGUUACAAACUUAGGAGGCAGAGAUCCUGCUACAGGUAGGGUAGUAGUUGGUUGUAUCGGAGGUGGUAUAAAGCACAAGUAUCAUUGGAUCAAAUGGAUCCGUGAUGGACCCAAAGAUGUUAACGAGCCACCAAAGGAAGAGAGGGUCUUAAAAGUCUUCAAGGAUGGUUGUAGAACAAGUUUCGUCGCAUUAAUCGGUUCAGGCCGCGAGCUUAAAUAUAUUUUAGCCACGGAGAACAUGAAACCAGGCGACAUAAUACGCACUCAUUGUGGAAUACCACGUAAUCAUGUGAGACCUAAUGAGGGAGAUGCCUAUCCUCUCGGUGCCUUACCUAAUGGAACUCGGGUUCAUGGUGUGGAAAAAAAUCCGGGAACAGGUGGAUUCUACAUCCAUGCCGCGGGCACUGUCGGCACCAUUAUAAAACGAGAAAUGGAUCGCGUGAUUGUACAAAUGCCGAGCAAACAUCAAUUCAGCUUUCAUGAGACGUGUAUGGCUACAGUCGGUCGAUUAUCGAACGUCGAACAUGGUUCCACACCGAUUGGCAGCGCGCAGAAAAAUCGGGAAUUGGGAAAUCGACCGAGAAGCGGUCUGUGGCAUCGUAAAACCGGAAGAUUCGGUCGUAAGAUUAGACCUCCUCCGCCAGUGAAAACGAUCACCGGUUAUUUCCGCCCAAAACCAGAAAUUCUUGUCUUGAAUAGCGAAUAUAAUUAAACUACUUCAAUAACAGAAUCAUAAAUGUAUUAAGAAUAAAAACAUUCACUCAGAACAUGUAAAUGUAGAUUUUAUUGUCUUCGUUACUCUUUCUCACUUCAUAAUCUGCAUUUUGCGCAAGAAAUUCACGAUAUAUAUGUAUUGACCAAAGUAAAAGAAGAGAUAUGUAUAUGUAUCUGUUGGACGUGUACAAUAAAGAGAAUCGUUUCUUUAUCAUAA